This is a messenger RNA of Erythranthe guttata (spotted monkey flower), 1618 nucleotides long. RefSeq names its product beta-casein (DUF760). NCBI's taxonomy places the organism in Eukaryota, Viridiplantae, Streptophyta, Magnoliopsida, Lamiales, Phrymaceae. The record is from RefSeq and is a predicted model, not a curated record.
AACUGAAAUCAAAAUUGCAGCAUCGAGGGAAAGAAGAGAAUCUUCUGCUCGACCGACUGCUUCUCCUUGCUCAUUUUUCAUUUUUCAGUCCAAGCAGUUUGUUAAAUUAGGUCUCUAGUAAAAUAUAUAAAGUAGAAGAGAGAGAGAGAGAGAGAGAGAGAGAGAGAGAUUGAGAAUGCAAAUAUCGGGCGUAUUACCAGACGUAUUGGCCUGUAGCUGCUGGUCGCCGCCGGAAGGGAAGCCUUACUGCUCCUUCUUCGACGCCAAGUGCUUCUUCUUUCCUGGAUUUUCUAAAAAUUGGUCAUCUCGAAAUCCAAAGUUAGAGGUUGGGCUGGACAAGUUGAGAACAAGAAGUUUUACAGUGAGAGCUUCGGGAAAUUCAGACGGUGAUUUGGUCGAGGAGAAUAAAAAUCCUGUGCAGAUGGAAUCGCCGGUUGGUCAGCUUUUGGCUCAAAUUCUGCAAACUCAUCCACAUUUACUUUUGGCAACUGCCGAGCAGCAGCUUGAGAAUCUCCAGAGCGAGAGGGAAGCUAAAGAUGAUUCUUCUAAAGAUCUCCUCCUCUAUAAGAGAAUAGGUGAAGUGAAAGAGAAAGAAAGAAGGAAAAUAUUGGAGGAGAUCCUAUAUUGCUUGAUUGUGCAAAGAUUUGUUGAAAACAAUAUAUCACUGAUCCCAAAAAUAAUGGCAACUUCAGAUCCUGCUAUAAGGGUGGACUCUUGGCCAAACCAAGAAGAGAAGUUGGAAUCUGUGCAUUCAGCAGAGGCAUUUGAGAUGAUAUUGAGCCAUUUAGCUCUUGUACUUGGGGAGAGGGUUGUCGGGCCCCCGGAUACAAUUAUACAGAUGAGUAAAAUCAAACUUGGCAAGCUUUAUGCUGCUUCAGUUAUGUAUGGCUAUUUUCUCAGACGAGUUGAUGAAAGGUAUCAACUCGAAAGAUCUAUGAACACACUUCCUGAAGGUUUUGGUGAAUUUGAAGAUCGGGUGAGAUUUGAAGAGCCCACACCAGAUAAGCAGCAGUGGGACCCAGAUUCUUUGAUACGGAUCUAUCCAAAUGAAGAUGGUGAAUAUGGAGCAAGUACAGUUGAAGAUUCUUCUACCAAUGAAGAUAAAUCAUACAAAUUGAGAUCAUAUGUUAUGUAUUUGGAUGCAGAAACACUUCAGAGAUAUGCAACCAUAAGAUCUAAAGAAGCAAUAUCUUUGAUUGAAAAACAGACACAGGCAUUAUUUGGAAGGCCCGAUAUUAAGGUUACUGAAGAUGGCUCACUUGAUGCAUCUAAUGAUGAAAUCGUUUCUCUUACUUUUUCCGGACUUACAAUGCUGGUUUUGGAGGCUGUUGCUUUUGGAUCUUUUCUAUGGGAUAAUGAAAAUUUUGUCGAGUCCAAGUAUCCUUUUAUUAACAGCUGAAUCUACCUACGUAUGCACGUGCUAUUUUAUUUCCCAUGCUAGUAUGCUUUUCUUUACGCUUUGUAAAUUUUUUUGUAUUUUUCAGAAUCUUGUUGUGUGUGCCAUUCGACUGUGGUUUGAUCUUUAUUACGGAUCCCACAUAAUUUAAUGACCGUGUUCAGCUAGGGACGAAAAACUAGUCAUGCGUUGAUUAUGAUUUUUUGUUGAUUAAUUUUUUUA